GGUUUCAGUAAUUUCUUAUCAAUGUGGCAAUUCCAAGUAGUCAUGUGCUGUCUGCUGAACUUCUAAAAUAGCUGUGACAACCGGCAACUGUGUUUACUGUGUCAUAUGAUUCUUAGUGUACUCCCUGACGUAAAAUUUUCUUGUUCAGUAUAUUUCUUAUUUCACUCAUAGCUGGUGAUUAAACAUCAUUUAUUUUAUUCUUCUGUAUUUUAAUUUUUGCGCAAAAUGAAGCUGUAUAUUGGAUUAAUGUUAUUAUGCGCUUUCGAAACUUUGCUGGCUAAUCGAUUACACAGAAUUUCUCUUUUUCGAAUGCAAUCUGUUCGGCAACAUCUACUUGAAGUUAAAACACCUGUUAAAAUAGCUUUGCCCAAGAAUAGGUUUCUCAAUGCUGGUCCAUUUCCUGAGCCAUUGUCUAAUUACUUAGAUGCUCAAUAUUAUGGACCUAUUUCUAUUGGGACUCCACCUCAGAAUUUUAAAGUUGUUUUUGAUACUGGAUCUUCAAAUCUAUGGGUGCCAUCAAAGAAAUGCAAAUGGACAAAUGUAGCAUGUUUACUUCAUAAUAAAUAUGAUAGUGAGAAAUCUAGCACUUACAAACCCAAUGGAACAUCAUUAGAAAUUAGAUAUGGAAGUGGAAGUAUGACAGGAUUUUUAAGCACUGAUGUUGUAACAGUUGGAGGAUCAAAAAUUCAGGAUCAAACAUUUGGUGAAGCUGUAACAGAACCUGGACUGGCAUUUGUGGCAGCUAAAUUUGAUGGUAUUCUAGGCUUGGGAUUUAGUACUAUUUCCGUAGAUGGAGUUGUACCUGUCUUUGAUAAUAUGAUAAAACAAAAACUUGUGCAGCAACCGAUAUUCUCUUUUUAUCUUAAUCGCAACCCAAAUGCAAGUGUUGGAGGAGAAAUCAUAUUUGGAGGUAGUGAUCCUGACCAUUAUAGAGGCAACUUUACAUAUGUUCCAGUUGAUAGAAGGGGCUAUUGGCAAUUUCCUAUGGAUGGUUUAUCUGUAAAUGGCAAAUCAGGUGUAUACUGUGCUGGUGGCUGUCAAGCUAUUGCAGAUACUGGAACUUCUCUCAUUGCUGGUCCUGUUGCUGAAAUAGAGAAACUUAACAAAGAAAUUGGAGCAACGCCUUUGGCACAAGGAGAAUAUGUUGUGGAUUGCAAAUUAAUUCCAAACCUGCCGAAAAUUUCAUUAGUAUUUGGUGGAAGGAAUUUUGAUCUCCAGGGUUCUGAUUAUGUUCUACAAGUAUCACAGAUGGGUCAAACUAUAUGUUUAAGUGGAUUCUUAGGCCUUGAUGUUCCAAAACCAAUGGGUCCACUUUGGAUAUUAGGUGAUGUUUUCAUUGGGCGAUAUUAUAGUGAAUUUGACUACGGCAACAGCAGAGUAGGCUUUGCAGAUGCAGCAUAAUCAAAUAUACUUUCUGAAAACACAGCAUUUCAUUUUGUGCAUUUUCUUUUAUAUACACUCUUAGGUUAUUUUAGUUUUUAAAGAUUCAGUUUAUUUAAAAUGAAUAUUUUUCUGUUAAAUCAGAGUUUCUUAAACAUUUUUCAGUCGCGACCCCUUUUUAUCACCGAGACUUUUUUCGCGAUCCUAAGGACCGCAUAAGUAUUGCGAAAAUCCGACACAUGCGUGAGUGAAACUGUCAAUUCUUUCACUAGUACAGUAACAUACUACUGCAGUUUUAGGUAAUUAACUUUAAUUUCUAAUUUUAAUACAUAGAACAAUGUGAAAAUUUAAAAUAAGUAACAGAUAAAAUGUCAGAGUCGUGUGCAAAGCAAGGAAAAUGAAUGUUUAUAUUAUAAAAAGAAUACAUCGAAAGUUUUUUUUUUCCCCUUUGUGUGUAUUGUCUUAUCUUUAUCUAUUUUUAGAUACAUUGUGUAAAAAUAUUUGGUAACUGUAAAAUUAUUAUAAGUUAAAGAAAUAUCAAAAUUGCUAAAAUUUUUGGCGACCCCCCCCUUGCUACAGGUCUCGCAACCCCCAGUUUAAGAAACCCUGUGUUAAAUCAUGGUAUGUUACUUAAUUGUUUUAUUUUAUUUUUUUCUCAAUGCACUGAAAUAUUUGUAAAAUGAAUAAUAACUCAUGCAGCAUACUACCUAUUAUUAAAAUGCGUAGUGAUGCAAGUUGUGGAAUAUUAGCAUUUAUUUUUAAAUGGCAUGUUAUAUUUUAGAUUUACAUAUUUAAUGUCAAUUUUUAUAAUAAAGAGCUAAUAGGAGAACAA
Molecule: messenger RNA, 2212 nt
Organism: Stegodyphus dumicola
Lineage: Eukaryota; Metazoa; Arthropoda; Arachnida; Araneae; Eresidae
Product: lysosomal aspartic protease-like
Biological process (GO): proteolysis
Molecular function (GO): aspartic-type endopeptidase activity
Source: RefSeq, a predicted model, not a curated record